Molecule: messenger RNA, 1335 nt
Organism: Serendipita indica DSM 11827
Lineage: Eukaryota; Fungi; Basidiomycota; Agaricomycetes; Sebacinales; Serendipitaceae
Source: the annotation of a GenBank genome assembly
AUGUCUGUACCGACUCCUAUAAUCAUUUUCGAUGCGAAUACGAGGAAUCAGAGACAGUUUAUCGCAUUUCGAUGGAAUGUUGAGAUUCCAGGUGGACGUGGUCAGCUUCAACUUGGUUUCUACAACGUCUUGCGGGGAAAUUCGAUGAGCUUGAGCGCCUGCACACGCGCUGGAAAGGCGUUAUACGCUGCAAGAGAAUGUAUCGUUCACGCACAUCUCAAACAGACUCUUUCACGCUCACAAGCUGGUCCCAAACGGCUGCCACCAGGGCUUUUCAAGCCAACUGCAGCGCGCGCGCUCUCGACCAGCCAUAUGCACGCUACAGACUCAAAUUCUCGAUAUGACGCGUUGAAACGACAGAGUAGUCAAACCGAGUCGCUGCUAAACACGCAUAUGGACCGCGCGUCUGCUGCAAAGUCUGCAGCCGGUCGACCAGGAUCGGAUGGCGUCUUUUAUCUCGGGAUACGUCCGAGUGCACAAGAAUUGCCCAAGGGAUAUAAACAGUGGAGCGAGUUGGGCGUCGGCGGCAAAAGUGCUGCAUUGACGGCUUUGUUGGUCUAUGCAUUAGCCACAGAGCUGGGAAGUAGGAACUCACCAACGGUCAUCUACGCGGACGUUUGCGAGUUGAUCAAGGAGCACAAUGGCCUACGGAAUAUGCUGCCCGCCGGGUCUCGUAUCAAGUUUCAUACGACUGCCCCUCGUUCUUCCAGCGACCGACCGAGACAUAGGAAUAGGAGUGUUCCUUCGGCCGUUGUACUCGAUUCUGCUGGCAUAGAACAUCUCUAUCUCAAUUUCUGGAUUGAAGCGACACCUGACACCUCCAAUACCCUAACGUGGCGAGAUGCAGAAUGGUGGGACGUACGGGAGUGGGAUUGGUCCGUGGCACAUGCUCGAAGGUGGAUUUCGGAUUCCCAGGACACUGCAUGGCGGCAAGGUAGAGAGUUGUUCGCCAUGUUGACUGGUCAGCCGUUACCGAAGGAGGAACCAGACAAGAGGCACGCACGAGGUGAACAGGAUUCGUCGGCCUCGUCCUCGUCGACUGUCAGUCAACCCAAGAGUGAAGGUCGAUCGAUAUCGGGCGCGCUAUGGUCCACACUGACCGGCGUACUACGACCUAUCAGCACUGCGUCUGCGGCGUCGCGGACACGAAAGGAGCCACUGCAGUAUACGUCUGGAGAGGUCCAUGUGGACUUGAUCAGGGAUUCGACGAACAACUAUGUCUACCGAUAUGUUCUGGUGGACCUGCCUAAUUCGAGCGGGGCCGCAUCCACCCGGAUAUUCGUCAAACGAGCGGCCGGGGUAGCGGAACACGAGAGUGUGAUGCGGUUCUCGUGA